GUGAGGCCGCGGGUUCGAGUCCCGGCCUGGGCGGCCAUGGCGCGGCGGGUCGUGCUCUCCGGCCUCGGCGGGGUCCUCCUGGAGCCGAGCCUGCAGCAGUGCCUGGAAUCCUGCGAGCGGGAAUUCGGCCUUCCCAGGAAUUUCCUGCGGAACGCGCUGUUUUCCGGGGGGUCCCGAAGCCCGUAUUCCCAAAUCCUGAGGGGAGAGAUCACCCUGAGCCAGCUGUGCUCGGAGGUGGACGAGGGCUGCAGGAGAGAGGCCUCAUCCUCGGGAAUGGCCCUUCCCGCCUCCUUCUCCGUGGGAAGAGCGUUCCAGGCCCUGGUGGAGCAGGAAAGGAGCCGGGAGAGCUUCCCGAGGGCGGCGGCGGCGCUGAGGGACAGCGGAUUCCGGACCUGCCUCCUGGCCAGCCCGCGGCCGGAGGACGGCGCGGGGCGGCUCCGUCGGGAAUUCCCGGCGGGGCUGGAAUUCUGCCGGCUCGGGAAGCACCAACCGGAGCCAGGGAUUUAUUCCCACACCCCGCGGGCCCGGCCGGACCAGGUGCCCACCACCAGAAUUCCCAAAAAAAAAAAAACAACCCCACCCCUUGGGAUAUUCCCGGGUGGGGAUUCCCUCCAUCCCCUGGGAUUCCUGAGGGAGCUCCAGUGGCUCGAAGGGCUCCAGCUCCUAAGCCGGGAGAGAGCCGAUCCCGACUCGCUGAUCCGUCCGCGCCGCCUACGGAUACGUCCGGAUCCGCCCGGGGUGCAGCUGCACUUCGUGGAGCUGGGCCAGGGCCCCCCCGUGCUGCUGUGCCACGGAUUCCCGGAAUCCUGGAGAUCCUGGCGCUUCCAGAUCCCGGCCCUGGCCAAUGCCGGAUUCCGGGACGCCCUGGAGAUGAAGGGAUAUGGAGCCGCCGCCUCUCCCGCAGAUAUCCCGGAAUAUUCCCAGGAGCAGAUCUGGAAUUGCCUGGUGGUGCCGGGGACACGAGCAGCGGGCCAAUGGAACAUGGCCCUGACACACCCGGAACGGGUCAGGGCUGUGGCCUCUCUGAACACUCCGUACCGGCCGGCCCGGCCCGGGGUGGAUAUCAUGGAGAAGAUGAAAUCCCAGCCCACCCUGGAAUAUCAGCUCUACUUCCAGGAGCCUGGCGUGGCGGAGGCGGAGCUGGAGCGGGACAUCGGCCGGACACUCAAAAUCCUCAUCCGCUCCGCGCGCCCGGAGGAUCGCCUGCCCUGUGACCUCAAAUUCCAGGGGGUCCUGGAGAGAGGGGGGCUCCUGGUGGGAUUCCCGGAGGAUCCCCCUCCCAGCCAGAUCCUGCCGGGCCCCGAGCUGGAAUUUUACAUCCAGACCUUCCGGAAAUCCGGAUUCAGGGGUCCCCUGAACUGGUACAGGAACAUCGUCCCCAACUGGCUCUGGGCUCUCUCCUUCAGGGACAGGAAGGUGUCGCAGCAGGCGCUGAUGGUGACGGCCGGCAAGGACCCCGUCCUGCAUCCCAAACUCAGCCAGGGCAUGGAGACAUGGGUCCCGCGGCUGUGCCGGGAGCACCUGGAGCAGUGCGGGCACUGGACCCAGAUGGAAAGGCCGGCGGAGGUGAACAGGAUCCUGCUGGAGUGGCUGGAAGGGCUCCCCCCGGACACUCCUUUUCCCGGGAAUUCCAGGCUCUGACCGGGAGAAUUUUCCGGCUCCCGCUCCCCUCGGCCCUUCUGCCGGCACUGAGGGCUUGGAUUGCGGCCUCUGGGAUGGGAUUUGUGCCUUUGGAUUUGGAUUUGGGCCUUUGGGAUCGGAAUUAGGGUGGGAUUUGGGCCUUUGGGAUCGGAAUUAGGGUGGGAUUUGUGCCUUUGGGAUCGGAAUUAGGGUGGGAUUUGGGCCUUUGGGAUCGGAAUUAGGGUGGGAUUUGGGCCUUUGGGAUGGGAUUUGUGCCUUUGGAAUGGGAUUUGUGCCUUUGGGUUGGGAUUGGGUUUGGAUUUGGGCCUUUGGGAUGGGAUUUGUGCCUUUGGAACUAAAUUUGUGCCUCUGGAAUUGGAUUUGUGCCUCUGGGAUCGGAAUUAGGGUGGGAUUUGGGCCUUUGGGGUUUGAAUUUGGGUUGGAUUUGUGCCUCUGGAAUGGGAUUUGUGCCUCUGGAAUGGGAUUGGUGCCUUUGGGGUUGGAAUUGGGGUUGGAUUUGUGCCUCUGGAAUGGGAUUGGUGCCUUUGGGGUUGGGAUUGGGGUUGGAUUUGUGCCUUUGGAAUGGGAUUGGUGCCUUUGGAAUUUUAUUUUCUCCUCUGGGGAGGAAUUUUUUUCCUUUGGGGUUGGAAUUUUUUCCUUGGGGGGUGGAAUUUUUUUCUCCUCCAGACUUCGAUUUCCUUCCUCCUUGGAGCCGAAAUCUGGGAAUUCUCGGGGGUUGGGAAGAAGUGGCCGGAUGAGCCGGAGCCGGGAAGAGCUCCCUAAAAACAGAAAAGGGGGGGAUUUGUGGGAA
Messenger RNA from Myiozetetes cayanensis, 2431 nucleotides. It is a transcript of the gene EPHX2, whose product is annotated as epoxide hydrolase 2. Gene Ontology annotation, cellular component: peroxisome. Gene Ontology annotation, biological process: phospholipid dephosphorylation; cholesterol homeostasis. The record is from RefSeq and is a predicted model, not a curated record. Lineage: Eukaryota; Metazoa; Chordata; Aves; Passeriformes; Tyrannidae. Gene Ontology annotation, molecular function: lipid phosphatase activity; magnesium ion binding.